Hippoglossus stenolepis (Pacific halibut) is the source of this 2470-nucleotide messenger RNA. It is a transcript of the gene hebp2, whose product is annotated as heme binding protein 2. Gene Ontology annotation, cellular component: cytoplasm. The transcript has 5 exons. The coding region runs from base 187 to 993 and encodes 268 amino acids. The record is from RefSeq and is a predicted model, not a curated record. NCBI's taxonomy places the organism in Eukaryota, Metazoa, Chordata, Actinopteri, Pleuronectiformes, Pleuronectidae.
UUAAUUCAGAAAAACAGCUGAUUGUUUUUCUCAGGUAAAUGCAAUAUGCUUCUGUACUGUGAUAAUAAUAAUAAAUAUCAUUAUUAUUAUACAAUGCCUAGCAGGUUAAAAAACAGAAAGCAAAUAACUUAAGAAAAUACAAUACACAUAAUCCCACAUUAAACGCUGUUUGUGACGUGAGUGCAGAUGAGCUCAAACUCACUAAAACCAAAGUUUAAACGUGGCCACAACUUAAUUACAUUUUUAAUUCUUACUCUGUCGUCACCAUCCACCACGAGAGCUCUUAUUUUGAAAUCCAGACUCGCUCAGCCAAUCGGAUGUCAGCUCCCGUUAACCGGAAGCAGUGUUAUGAAAACAUUAAACAGGCGCCUCCCUCAGUUCGGAUCGGACGCGUCAAUUCACAGGUUAAAGAUGCUGAAAGCUGUGGGACAAGUUCUGUUCUCCACCGGACUACAAAGCCCAAAGUUCACUGCGGUGGAGGGAAACAAGGCAGAGGACUAUGAGGUCCGCACCUACCACGCCACCAAGUGGAUGAGCACGUCUCUGAGCGGGAUGCAUCUGGACGCAGCCAUGAAAGACGGCUUCCGCAGACUCUUCAGCUACAUCCAGGGCAACAACCUCAAGAAGGUCAAGGUGGAGAUGACGGCCCCUGUGACGGGCCGCGUCGACCCGGGGGCCGGCCCGGCCUGCGAGUCCCAGUUCACCGUGUCCUUCUACAUCCCGGAGGAGCAUCAGGAAAACCCACCGGAGCCGAGCGACCCGCUGGUGUUUGUGGAGCACAGGGAGGAGUUCACCGCUUACGUCAGGAAGUACGGAGGCUUCUCCAACGAGAACAUGAAGCGGGAAGAGCUCCUGAAACUCCUGGAGAGCCUGCAGAGGGACGGCGUCCCGUUCGUGGACAAGCCGUAUUACACAGUCGGGUACGACAGCCCCUUCAAACUGACCAACCGCAGGAACGAGGUCUGGGUGCUGAAGAAAGAAGAGCAGCACUAGAGAGAUUUAAAGGUCACGCAGCAUCGAACCCAAGGUGGCAGAUUUUUUAUAUGAUCAUUUCACAACACUUGAUAAAUUUAACACAGCUCGUAUUAAUGACGUAUGAUGGAUUAAGAUUUAAAGGUCAUUUAAAAAAGUACUUACUUACUAUUUCUUUACAUAAGUUGCAUCAGUUUACAUUUACUUAACCAAAAAGUUACUGAAUUAGACUCCCUGUCUGAAAGCAGCUACAGUGAACUCCACCUUUAAACAGCUGGAGGAGCAAGUGGCUGCAGUGGAGUGAAUAUCUCCAGCAGAGGGAGCCAAGGAGUCAGAAGACAUUUCUCUCCUCUGCUGCUUUUUUCUUAAAGGUACAAAAAAACACUUAAAUUUCACUGAUCCGGUCAGAAUGUAACAAGCUGAUGUGGAAAUGAAGCAGUUAUGUUGUAAUACACUAAUCACUCACUACAUGUACAUGAAAACACAAAUUAUUGAUACAUGUAAGUGUUUCUUCUGUCUGUUCUGGCCACAGAGAACACUUCCUAAUGCCAUGUCAACACAAGAGAUGAUAAAGUACGAGGGUAAAUGAGGCUGUAACCCUGAGUUUGACAAAUCAAGUCGGCCUUUGAACAAAACAACCGUUUUUCCAAGUCAGGCACUUCCUCUGUGUCACAACAGUUCAUCAGAGCAAGAAAAUACAGAAGAACUUUGCCUAAAAAGCCACUUGACUCAGAGUGAAGCUUCAGCUGACCUCUUGAAUCAUUGGUGAGUGAACACAGACUGCUGGAGACAUGAUGCUAACUUGAUCUGAUCCCACUCGUCACUGACAUCUCAUCUAUCAUUUGACACUAAGUGGACUGGAGGAAUACAGCACUUAGCAAAUACCACUUGUAUUUGCUUCCAUGUUUCGAACACACACAGUCGGCACAGCUGUCAGGGCCAAUAUGAGAUUCAGGAUCUUGCCCAUAGACUGGAGGGGAUCGAACCACCGACCCUCUGGUUAGUGGACGACCCUCUUUACCUCCUAUUUACUAACAACAAACAUCCUUCUGGUGAAUUCAGCAAUCACGCCAGCAUGAUCCAAUUAUGUGAAUGAAAAAUGAAUUGUCUGGUCACAGGUGCUGAAAAAAAAGAUGCCAAACAUUUGCAUGGCAGACAUUUUUUUUUAUUAUUGUAGAUAAACACAAAAUCAAGUUCUCAUGUGUUUACAUUUUUUGUACCGUGUGUGUGUAACAUACUGACAAAGAGUGACAGUUACAAACUAAUACUCACACUCUGCCUUAAACACCACUUUACCUUUUUUAUACAUUCCAUUAUAUGAAUAUUUACAUUUUCAGCUCCUGACAGAUUGUGAAUUGUUUUUAAUCUUGAAUAAGGGACAUGAUGGAUGUUAAUAGGGAAAAAUAACAUAAGCUCUGAUGUUUGAAUCAUGGGAAAAAGUACUUUUGAAUUGUGUAAACUUUAAUAUAAUCAAUAAUAAAUAUAACGCUUCAUAAAA